AAGUGAUAGGAGGGAGGCUACAGCCAGCGAGCUCCGACUCCUAGCGGGCUGCGGAGGAUGUCGACCCCGCUGUGGGGACAGUCUCCGGGCGGGCUGCUUGUGUCUAGUCGGCUGUUCCUCGCCAAGUCGCUCUGCACCUGCAGCCCUCUGCACCAUGAAGCCCCCGCUGAUGAAGCCCCGAACUGCCAGAGUGAGGCGGAAAGUGGCUGGAGACAGAGAGCAUGUACUGGCGCGUCGGGUUUGCCUGGACGCGGUCUUGUGUGGUUGAUCUUGCCCAGAACCAGAGCUUCACCUCCGGCCUGCUGGACUCCGAUGAGCUGCUCUCGUUUUAUGGGUACAUCAUCGCCUACCCACUGCAGGACUACGGCGGGAUCAUGUCAGCUUUGGGCUCGGACUCGUGGUGGCGGAAGACGCUAUAUUUGACUGGAGGGGCUCUGCUCGCUGCCGCUGCUUAUCUGCUGCACGAAUUGCUGGCAAUCAGAAAGGAGGAAGAGCUGGACUCUAAAGAUGCCAUCAUACUCCACCAGUUCUCCAGGCCCAAAACUGGCGUCCCAUCCCUGUCCCCUUUCUGCCUUAAGGUGGAGACCUACCUCCGUAUGGUUGACCUGCCCUACCAGAACUACUUUGACGGGAAGCUUUCACCACAGGGAAAGAUGCCGUGGAUUGAGUACAACCAGGAGCAGGUGUUUGGUACCGAAUUCAUCAUAGACUUCCUGGAGGAGAGGCUGGGCGCGAGCCUCAACAAGAGCCUGACGCCGCAGGAGAAGGCCAUGUCUCGCGCCAUCACAAAAAUGGUGGAGGAGCAUUUCUACUGGACCAUAGCUUACUGUCAGUGGGUGGACAACCUGGAGGAGACCCAGAAGAUGCUGUCAGUGAGCGGGCCGCUGAGCGACCUGCUUAAGUGGAUCCUGAGUCACCUGACUGGCGGGAUCGUCAAGAGGGAGAUGUACGGGCACGGGAUCGGACGGUUCUCUGAGGACGAGGUUUACGCCCUGAUGGAGAAGGACAUGCGCACCCUGGCCACUCUACUAGGUGAUAAGAAGUAUCUUAUGGGCUCUAAGCUCUCAACAGUAGACGCUGCAGUGUUCAGCCACCUGGCCCCUGCUAUGUGGACGCUACCAGGAACACGACCGGAACAUCUGAUUAAAGGUGAGCUCAUCAACCUGGCCAUGUACUGCGAGCGCAUCCGCCGGCGAUUCUGGCCCGAGUGGUUCGUGGACCUGGAGGACUUCUGCUACAGCGACAGCUCAGAGGACAGCGGCUUGCCCUCUAAACUCCCUGAUCUGGGCCUCUACUCCCGCACGGACACCUUCCAGGACGAUGCACACACACACACACACACGUCAGACACGCACUCGCCAAAGGACCCUCUGUCGCCCGACAGCGACCCAACAGGCCUCUCGCUGUAUGACUCUGACAUGGACACAGAGUGCUCUGAAAUAGACAAGUGUUGACAAAACAUCCACGUGUAGUAACACCGCACAUCGUACGCACACCACAGGAGGGAGCUGCGUCCCACCUGUACACAUGCCCCACCACCUCUUUGAACAGAACAUAUCUGGGGAGGUAGUGUUGGUGUCUCCUGUGUCAGUGGAGAAGUUGAGGACGUUGAGGUCUAACUUGCACGCUGUAGUGGAGGAAUCAUUGAAAAAGGAGAGAAGAAGAAAGCUGAGAAGUUUGCAGUGGAGGGAAAGAGAAGAAGAACAAGAUUCAAAAACCAGGAGUAAAUGACGCUCCUGCUGAGAAACUCCUCCACGCGGUCGACAUCAUCUGCAGUCACAACUUCCACCUGUCGCCGCGUCGCCGUAACCAUGGCAACACAGUGUGUGCGUGACCCCCCCCCACCGUCCCUCGUAGCAACUUGCACCGCCCAGCCUUGUGUGUGUUUUGACUAACCCUUAACGCCUUGUACUGAUAUGACAUCGACACGUAGGGAGCUGUACAGGGAUUCAUGUGAAUGAAUGCAAGUCAGUGUAAAUAUAUAAAUGGAUCAGAUUUAAUAGAUAGAUUAUAUAUGAGUAUAAAUAGUAUAGAUAGCCUGCAUAUAUAGAAUCACCCCCUCUGUCAUAUGGUGUAAAUACUGUAGGUGUUUCUUCUCUGUGUUGGACACAAUGACUCAAAUCGUCUCGUAGUAGUCUCCAUGAAUACACUCUGCUGGUCCAGGAUCAGUAUGAUGACCUCCUGUGCUAUGUGUACAGUAAUGCCUGCUGCCCAUAUUUAAAUAGUGCAGGGAAAAGUUAAUGGAAGAUAAUGGAUAGGAAACUGCAAUCUGCCAUUACCACUUAUCUUUUGUCUUAUUAAGACAAUUAUUUUACCAAAAAAAACAGCAGCAUUUUUUCCCCACGUAAGAAUCAUAAUGUUACAACACACAUUGUCAGGAAUGUCAUUGAGGACAGUAGCUUUAGGUUAAAAAGACAUUUUACCUGCAUUCAAGCAUUGAGAGCGAGUCAUACAAUCAUCGAAAUAGAUGUAAUAGAUAGCCUGAAGGAAAGUGCAUAGCUGCUACGUGCCGAUAAAAACUCCCUUUACACUUCACAUAGAUGAUGCUAUCUACAUUGGUUUGUUGGCUUAUUCCUUCAGUUUAAUGAUGCAGUUUGUUCGUCGGUGCCUCAGAUGUAGCCUAUUGAUCCUGAAGAAGGACUUUUUCUCUUUCUUUCAGCAGUUGUUUUUGGGAUGGAUACUGGAUUGCUCAGAAAACCUGAUGUGAAGCAAUAACGGGUUAAUGUUAUGCUAGGCUGUGAGGUGUUUGGGGUGUGUGAUGCCUCGGCGCAAGUUUUAUGUGUGUUUGUCACUCAGCAAAUGCACAUACCAACAUGUUGUGUGUUAAGGCUACUAAUAUUGAUGCAAGCGAGGGGUAUACAGUAUGUAUGCUUGUGAAUCACCCUCUGUGUGUGGAUGACGGCACACUGGUGACGUUUCACAGCCGAAUCCUUUCCUCCCUAACACGCCUUCUUGUUAGGUGGUAGAACUUACUUUGCAAGCGGAUCCAUUGGAAUGAAUUGAAAUCACUGCAAAAAUUCUGCCGCUUUAAAUGCCAGUGUGACCAGGCCUUAAUGCAGAUAUAUAGUAUUUGUAUUGUGAGAAAGCACAGUAACGCCAAAAAUAUGUUAUGUCAUUUAGAAACUGUCUCCAUUACAUCGUUUGUCCUCUAGAGGGCACUGAUAAGUUUGUUUCAACUGCGAAAUGUCACAUGCUCAUUACACAUCUUAGUUGCAAUUCUUUUAUAACCAAAUUGAGGCCAAAAUAUUGUUUACAGAUCUUUUUUAAAUCUAAAAUCUAGCAUCAGUCAGGCUCUCCUUGAAAUGUAUAAUAAGUACGUAAAUACGUAGCAUUUAUAUGUAGCGGUGUUGUGAAAUAAGUAAGACGUCAGCGUAUUGCUGCCAUGCCAGAAAAAUAAAAAUGGAUAGAGUGUGACGUUAUUAAGUGAAAUGUUUAUUGUGAUAACAAAAUGUUUAAAAAAAGAUAUUUCCACUUUAUUAAGACAAACACUUAUCACGUUAUAAUAAGAAAUGUUAUAUAACAAGAUAAAUAGUAUAUUGGUAUAACAAGAAAAGUGUUAUGACGUGAAAAAACAUUUUGUUCCAACAAAAGACUUUUCACGAUGCAACGCGACACUGAUUCUUUUCUUUUUCUGGCGUGGCAGAAAUAUUCUUCCGUAAAUGUGAUCCUGGUGUAAUUUGUUUAAGUAAGAUGUCGAUGAUGGUAAAGAAUAUAAUGACAGCAAAGAUCACCAUUUUCCUCUGUGUGGCUCCUUCACUUUAAGACAUUCUGGGUUCUCUGUUUAACAAAGUAAUGUCGAAAACAUCAAUAAGUUUGGCUUCAAAUCAAAGCCUUUAGCAGGAAGAUGGUGAAGCCUUUAUGUGUGUGUGCUGCAGAGGAAUUUAAAUACAAUAAUAUAGUCUGAAAAUGAACUGAAAAUUACAUUCUGUGUCUUAAAAAACCCUCGCCUGCAUGUUCUUGCUUUCUGUCAUCAUUAGUCAGAUUAUGGAACCUGACUCCUAAAGCUCCUUUACUUUAUAUCAGUGCCAGCAUAUGACUUAUGUUUUUAUAUGUCAUAUUUAUUUGGUCUAUUCUGUGUUUAUAUUUAUUGAUUUUUACGGUGGUUGUGUUUGAAUUUAAGAAACAAUAAUAUUGUGAAUUGUUUUGCACUUUUCUUCUGUUUACACAUGUUUUUCUUCUACGGCCGAGAGUCAAUCGAGUGUAUUGAUCCGUCUGUUAGUGCAAUACUGUAGAUUCUCUGACUUCUACUGAACGAGCUGCAUAUUUUCACGUUGCCAGUCAUUGCCGUAAUCGCAUGCGUGUCCAUGUUUCGAGCUGUCACGUGGUAAAUGUUAUACUCAUAUCAUGAUAUCGAUGUCAUUGUGUUCGAAUAUUACAGUCCCUCAUUCUGCUGCAAAUCUCACUGUCAAAAGUAGAACGUUUUACUCUGCAGAGCUUCAUGUCCAGUUGAAUCCAUAAAAAAAACCAUGAAAGAUUGAGGUGAAAUACCAAACUGACUGCUGGAGCUCAGAUCAGCAUGGUGAGGUCAGCGUUUGCUGAUCAGCUGAUGAUCAGUGGACCUAUAACAGGAUCAAAUCUGUGUCUGUGGGCAACUUCAUCUGUCUCAGUGUUCCUAAGCAGUCAAAGGUCAGAGGUCUGGGUUCAGCCCUACAGUGUGUGUCACUCUCAUCGAGAUGUCUGCUUGUAGACUGUAGAAGCCAUAUUGUCUCGUGGUGCCGUGUGUGCUGAAACACCUGUGGAAUCUCAUCAACUGUAAAUAAGAGAACCAGGGGGGAAAAAAAGUCUAAUUUAAAACGCAAACAUGCAAAUAAAUAGCUCUGUACUCCAUUUAAAAAAAAAGAUUCUUAUGAAUGUAUCAUAUCUAGAGAUAAAAAGCUGUAUGACAAUGGAUUACUCAUAAUACUUCAUUAAAUAUUGCUGUGGUAUUUUCCUCUC
Messenger RNA from Cottoperca gobio, 4935 nucleotides. It is a transcript of the gene faxca, whose product is annotated as failed axon connections homolog, metaxin like GST domain containing a. Gene Ontology annotation, cellular component: cytoplasm. The record is from RefSeq and is a predicted model, not a curated record. The transcript is spliced from 6 exons. Bases 222 to 1454 code for a protein of 410 amino acids. Lineage: Eukaryota; Metazoa; Chordata; Actinopteri; Perciformes; Bovichtidae.